This is a messenger RNA of Theileria orientalis strain Shintoku, 1116 nucleotides long. RefSeq lists its product as hypothetical. The record is from RefSeq and is a predicted model, not a curated record. Bases 1 to 1116 code for a protein of 371 amino acids. The transcript is spliced from 3 exons. Lineage: Eukaryota; Apicomplexa; Aconoidasida; Piroplasmida; Theileriidae.
AUGGUUCUUCACAAACUUGUAAAUUCCACCAACGUUGUCUUUCAUAUGUUGGAUUUGCAGCCAUAUGCAAUGGUUUUGCCUAUGGAUAAGGUUACCAGUGAAAAGAACAAGAAAAAGAUCCUAUCUAAAAUUUAUAGGAACAACCCAGAUACGUAUGCUUCAUAUAAAUUAUAUUUAAGGGGCAUGAAUCAGAGGAACCUUUUUCAAAAAAGUGAAAAUACUGAACAAAACAGUUCUCAUGACCCAAAAGGUGGCAAUAGUUUGAACCCCAAUCAAUCGGAGGCUCAGCAAAAUACGAGUUUGAAACGUGAAGACGAUGCUUUAGGGCAUCAAAAACAAAAUGCAGACCAAAAUGAGGACAAACAGAGUCUAGACAAACAAGGCGAACCUCAGGAGGACAUGUUCUCUGGAGUUAGGAGGUUUCUCGACAGAGUGGACUCUGAAAACAUAAUAGGAUGUAUGAUAAUACUGGCUUCCAAAAGCUCAGACAAAAGCUCUAUUUCCCCCGUGGCAGGCGGUAUUGUUGAAGUUUUCGAUGACUACGAAAGGUCGAUUCAAACCGUCUGGAUAAACAACAACAUUGGGAACUACGUGGUGCUCUCGACGCUGACUCUGAGGCUGUGCGCUCACGCGUACCAGAUGACUCUUCCGAACUCCAAGAGGAUUCAGCACAAAUCGAGGCUGAUAUCAAUUUACCAUCAGAUGGGCCAGACCUUUCCCAAGUUCGCGUACAGCUUCAUAAGGGAGGAGAUGCAAUUUUCAAAGCACUAUGAGAUUACGGCGCUGUCGAUAAAGCACAACGACAACCCUAAGAUCCCGUGUAGGUGCCUUAAGCCCACGCCGUCCGAGCUCACCGACACCAUGGACCCUGGCACCAUUCUUGAAAAUAGCCCCCUGUUUUUCGGAAUUACUGAGAGCAGGUUCAGCGGGAUGUAUAACAGCACCUAUGAGCCGAUUUUAAUAGGAUUCAUGAACCUGCUGAGCGGAAAGCUCAACGAUAUCUCUAAAAUCGUGCGGUUCGAAGAGAGCGUAAGUUACUACGACGAGGACGACGACUUUAAGGCCAAACGGCAGAAGCUGAACUAUAGAAGCAGGAGAUUGCAAAACAGACUGUAA